GAGAGAGAGAGAGAGGAAUACGAUGGGGAGGUCACGUAACGCAUCUCUCAGCUCUUGGCCCCAUCUCCUCGUUGCUGCAGAUACCCUUCCCCUUCCACCAUUAAUGAGCACAACGUUUUCCUCUUAUGUAUAAGAGGACUCUGGGUUUCCUCUCUUGUUUCUCUUCUGCUACUACUGAAGGAACUAUGCCACCCCAAGAACUGGCAGAGGAAGGGGAGGAGGAGGAGGAGGAGGAGGAGGGGAGAAAGGGGAGGCGACGGACGGCCUUCUCUAUCAACGACAACGUGGACCUGCUGGCGGAGAUACUGGGGCGGCUCGACGGGCGGUCGCUGGCGGUGGCAGGGUGCGUGUGCCGCCUCUGGAGCGCCGUCGGCCGCCGGGACAGCGUGUGGGAGGACGUUUGCCACCGUCACGCGGCCGGCGGAAGCGGGGCCACCCGGUCCGUGGUGGCCGCGCUCGGCGGGUACCGCCGGCUCUACCGGCUCUGCAUCGGGCCGGCACUGGACCGGCUCGCCGGCUCCGACGGGGCCCACCUCUCCCUCUCGCUGUCGCUCUCCCUCUCGCUCUUCUCCAUCGACUGCUACGAGCGGCUGGGCGGGAGGCAGCAGCAGCAGCAGCAGUCGGCGUCGCUGCUCUUCCUCUUCAAGCCCGUCGACGUGUCCUGAACACACGCACGUCGGCGUUUCCCUCGUGGAGCACCCAAAGGUGUGUUUCAUUCAUGUAACGCUGCAGCCGCCGGUAUUGUUUCUACCACUGAUCUCUAUCGAUAUGUUUAUUUAUUGGAACAAGGACGUAAUAUUUUUGUUAAUUUAUAUUUAGAUUCUUGUCAUGAAGACUUCAUUACCCAA
Molecule: messenger RNA, 848 nt
Organism: Musa acuminata AAA Group (dessert banana)
Lineage: Eukaryota; Viridiplantae; Streptophyta; Magnoliopsida; Zingiberales; Musaceae
Product: F-box protein SNE-like
Exons: 1
Coding region: 126-665 (179 amino acids)
Biological process (GO): regulation of gibberellic acid mediated signaling pathway; gibberellic acid mediated signaling pathway
Cellular component (GO): SCF ubiquitin ligase complex
Molecular function (GO): protein binding
Source: RefSeq, a predicted model, not a curated record